Messenger RNA from Zalophus californianus (California sea lion), 4704 nucleotides. RefSeq names its product cerebellin 2 precursor (gene CBLN2). Gene Ontology annotation, molecular function: protein binding. The transcript is spliced from 3 exons. The coding region runs from base 1 to 675 and encodes 224 amino acids. Lineage: Eukaryota; Metazoa; Chordata; Mammalia; Carnivora; Otariidae. The record is from RefSeq and is a predicted model, not a curated record.
AUGCCGGCGCCCGGCCGGGGCCCCCGCGGGCCGCCGCUGACCAUGCCCGGGCGCCGGGGGGCGCUGCGCGAGCCGGCUGGCUGCGGCUCCUGUCUGGGGGCGGCGCUGGCCCUGCUGCUAGUGCUGCUGCCGGCUGGCUGCCCGGUGCGGGCGCAGAACGACACGGAGCCCAUUGUGCUGGAGGGCAAGUGCCUGGUGGUGUGCGACUCGAGCCCGUCGGCGGACGGCGCGGUAACCUCCUCCCUGGGCAUCUCCGUGCGCUCCGGCAGCGCCAAGGUGGCCUUCUCCGCCACGCGGAGCACCAACCACGAGCCGUCCGAGAUGAGCAAUCGCACCAUGACCAUCUACUUCGACCAGGUACUAGUAAAUAUUGGCAACCAUUUCGAUCUUGCCUCCAGUAUAUUUGUAGCACCGAGAAAAGGGAUUUAUAGCUUCAGCUUCCACGUGGUCAAAGUGUACAAUAGACAAACCAUCCAGGUCAGUUUAAUGCAGAACGGCUACCCGGUGAUCUCAGCCUUUGCAGGAGACCAGGACGUUACCAGAGAAGCUGCCAGCAACGGGGUCCUGCUGCUGAUGGAAAGGGAAGAUAAAGUGCAUCUCAAACUGGAGAGGGGGAACCUCAUGGGAGGCUGGAAGUACUCCACGUUCUCGGGCUUUUUGGUUUUUCCUCUAUAAACACAGAGCCCCCAGACGGUGGGACAAGUUGUGAUCUGGACCCAGGAAUCUGCCCUUCCUCAACUCCCUGAACUUGCCAGAAUAGGACCACUUAUUUCCCACCUCCGUCAGAUGGUUGAGGUAGAAGAAUGAUUUCCUUCUAAAUCUCCAGUAUUUUCUUUGAAUAUUGACCAUUCCUCGGGAACCUGGCUUCUAAUUAGUUUUAGACGACAAGGUCUGAAGGAGAAAGGAAAUUAUCGAUUUGAGCAGUUUGUUCCUGUGAUUGUAAAGUCAAUAUUGGAUCUUAUUGUGGGGACCAUUGACUUUUCUUCUUUUGUUUGUCCGUUGUAUUGUUGCCCCCACACAAGGAGUGCCGCUGACCCCAGGAUGGAUGGCAGGUCGCAGGCAGGGCUCAGAGCAGGAGCCCUGCAAAUCACCACCCGCCGGAUAGUCCUUGAAAUGUGUUCUUUGUGUGUCUGUUCAGCCUUAAGAAAAAGAAUGGCUUCACUUUCAUUCUGUAUUUUCCCCCAGGGUGGACGGGAGGCCUCGGGAGGGGGAAGGGGACAUUGUGAAUCUGUCAAGAAGUGCUUUAUCCGGAGAAGCAAAUUUUGCACGAUUGGACCUCGACUUUUGCUUUGUAUUGUUUGUCUGUGUGCGUGUGUGGUUUUUUUUUUUUUUUUUUUGUUUUGUUUUGUUUUGUUUUGUUUCGUUUCCUGGAAAAGCUUUACUUUUCUUUCCACAUUCAGCUCUCCCUCCUUGCCCCUACUUCUAUUUUAUUUAUUUAUUUAUUUUUUUGUGCUGGGAUGGGGAGACAAAUGUAUGUUGAAUUCUUGAAUGAGACCAAACAAAACAACACAAAAUAUACCUAUGUAUUUUGUUUUGGUUGAGACCAAACCAAACAGAAGGUACCUGUAUAUCAAAGUACAAAUAACAGAUGGACAAUUCUUCUUCUUCUUUCCAAGAUAUUCUCUCAGAUGCACCUUUAGAACCAACAAGCUGGAUUUUUUUUUUUUUUUAAUGCUCUGGAAUACUUUAAGAACUUGAUGUUCCUGGGUGGCCUGAAUCACGUCUGAUGAGGACGGAUGCUGUAAUGACCAAGUCUCCUAUACACACGCUUUCUUGGUCCAGUGUACCUGGGUCUUGCCAGCAGCCUGUCUCCAUCUAUUUGCACCCACCUCUGCGCCAGCACACCAGGAUCAGGUGCUUCAAAGCCAACAGGACCAGCCAGUCUCCCUCAGGAUCCUCCUCUGAUCUGCCAAGGGAAGAGGCGUGUUGACACUCCCUGCGGACCCCUGGUGAGAAGCCACCUGCAAAUCACAGAGGUUACAGGUAUUGGCAGAGGCACCCUGGGAGCAGUUUUGCAAAUCCUUCUUCUUUGGCCCCUUGUACAACAAUAGUAUUACAAUACAGCUGGGAGUCGAUGGGUGCAGGAUGCAUAUGCCAAGGAAAUGUUACUAAAUCCCAAAGCAAUCGAAGAAGAGACCUCACAGCGGAUGUUAAUUUGUCCUUUGUGUCACAAUGUAACCAAAAUAUUGAUGAUAAAAAGUCAUAAUUUAAGAUUCAGAAUAAAUGGGUUUGAUGUCUGGCUUGUUCUCCCUUCGCAUCGUUUCCCAACUCCUACAAGGUGUGGAAGUAAAGACCAAGGACCGAGGACUCGGGGAAAGGAGUUCCACACCAUGCCUCUUGAAAACACACACUCAAAUGCACACUCUCAUAUGCAGAUCUAGCUAUGGGUCAAGAUGGAAAUUGCACACUUAAGUACAUUUCAGUUUAUAUAUAUGUAUUUUUCACACGAGAAGAUUUUGGGGGGAGAUAACGUGAAAAAGAUAGCAUUAAAAAGGCUUUGUGGCUAGGCAAUCUGCUUUCAUCACAUAUAAUCAUCGAUGUGGUCAAGUCCCAAUCCAAUAUUUAAAUCAGUGAACAUGGAUGUAAAAGAAACUGACAUUUUAAUAUAGCAUCAAUUUUUUCUAAGAUCCAUGUGAGCAUGGGGAAGCAUUGGGUUCCAUUUUCAAAUAAGAAACUCCAUGAGGAUGAUAGAAGUGCAAAAAAUAUACAGUUUGAUGAAGAGUCUAAGUUUUACUGGCCUUAGGUGGACAGCAUAAUAAAGUACAGAAUUUAAUUUGAACUAAAAUGCUAUUUUAUUUUGUUAGGAAAAGAAAAAUCAAGAAACAUCAACCAAAAAACACUUGGGUAUUUUGCCUCUGUGAUUAGGAGACAACCUUCUACGUAUGAGCAUUGUUUUUUAAUGCUGUUGAUGCAAGCAGUAGGAUGCUAGCAGAUGUUUUUCUUCUGUGUUUUACUGCCCUUAGUGAAUUCGUCCUCUAUCCCUAAUUUUUUAAACCUACCGCUCAAUUCCAGACAGGCAGCGAAUUUCAUUAGGGGACAAUAUCGUCCUUCAGAGAUAGAAAAACACAUGCGUACGUGUUAUUUUUAUUGCUUCCUAAUAUGUAAUGCACAUAUUUGUUUGUAUUUACAGCUUUACUCCAUACAGGUUGUUAUUUGGUUAUGCUGUCUAAUAAAUAAGUUAUUAAAUUGAUGAGUCUAAAAAUAAGCAUAUUUCAGGAGUUCAUUUUGUAUGAGGAAAAAAGCUUCAUCCUGUUUAAUCCCACUCCUGCCAGUUAUUAUUUAUUUAUUUAUUUCUGUCUGGAUCUGGAUGCCAAAAACUACAUUAGGGAGAAGCCAUGACUAGGUUUUCUGAAGUUGUUUUGCCGCCCGAGUUCUGUCUGGCUAAGGAUCUUGGAGGGAGAUGACGCUCCUGUGUGUGGUCUACAAAAAUAUGUAGGUCAGAUCAAAAUUUGAAAUAUAUUUUCCUUUAACUGGGGAAUGAAAGUGACAUCCGGAAUAUGUGCAGUCUGAUUUGAGCAUCCCUACCUCUGAGCUUCAGCUUUCCCAUCUGUGGAGCAAGGGCAGGAGCCCCCACAUGUCCUGCCCAACUCACAAGGCUACAGGUAUUGUGAGGUCACACAGAUGUGCAAGACACCGUUGAUUACAAGAGGCAUUAUGUGGCAGGAAGGGUGUUUCUGGAAAGUCGGAUGUUUCCACAUGCAGUUUGUUAAAAUUAUUUAAAAUGAACAUCUGACAAGAGGAUAUUUUAUGUGAUGCUAAAAUUCCAUAAUCCCCACUAGCUUAUUAAAACUGUAGCACUUUGGAAGUUUAAUUUGAUUUUUCAGAAUGAUGGUAAUAUGAACAUGUUGAAAUCUCUGCAUUUUCCUAGUAACUCCAUUCUUAAUUAUGUUCUUUGACUCCUGUGCGCCUCCCUUUCCGUUCCAGGAUGUGAUACCAACAUGUUAUAAAAAUAUACACUGUAAUAUUUAUAACACAAGGAAAAACUGAGUUAUCAAUAUUUUGGCAUUAUAAUAAUGAGUUGGUUUAGUCAAUAAAUGUUAAUCCUACUAAACUGUAAAUGCCUUUAAAACAACACUAUUUUUUAACUUAAAAUAUAUUCUAAUUUGAAACACAACCCUGCUUCAACCCUAGGUCCUGAGAAACUGUUUACUAUCUGUUCCUGAGCCCUUUUUGCAGUCUAAUAUUUUUGAUCAAUGAACUCAUGUAUAAUGAAAUUAUUUACCUUUUUAAAGUUUGUGAUUACUAUGACUGCUUAGAGGAAGGCAAAGUCUGUCAGAUUUUGGUGUGAACACUCAUGGAAUCCUGUAAAGAUUACAUAUUUACUUGUUUGGAUAAAAAUGUUUUUUAGCAAAACCCUGUGAUAUCAAGCAUCAGAAGAGUUAGGAAAGACAUAAAAGCAAACCAAAACCUUUGCUGAAUCCUUAAUUUUAGUUGUAAUACUUCCUUGAUAUCUUAAGGACAUUGAUACCAAGUCCCAUACAUAGUAACUGUUAACAUAUAGAUCAUUUGCCUGUAAGUACAUGAACAUAGACACCUGAUUUUUAUCAGUGAAUAAAGUAAAAUACAUAGGUUGACCACGGUCUCCUGGAAUCUGGAAACAGGUGAGAGGAGAAUUUGUUGAAUCAUUUUAUACAAGCAAAACAAAAGCAUCGGUUGCUCCAGCAUGCCUCGUAUAUAGCAAAAGGAGCAAAGAAUGUGCUGUCA